This is a messenger RNA of Nematolebias whitei (Rio pearlfish), 1590 nucleotides long. RefSeq names its product peripherin (gene prph). Bases 1 to 1467 code for a protein of 488 amino acids. NCBI's taxonomy places the organism in Eukaryota, Metazoa, Chordata, Actinopteri, Cyprinodontiformes, Rivulidae. The record is from RefSeq and is a predicted model, not a curated record. Gene Ontology annotation, molecular function: structural molecule activity. Gene Ontology annotation, cellular component: type III intermediate filament; axon; plasma membrane. The transcript has 9 exons.
AUGUCCUGUUGCUUCAGGAGCAUCUCGAAGCCUCCAGCUCUCCACCUUUCAUCCGUGACAGAGAACAGAACCAGAGCAACCAUGAGCCACUCUUCCUCCACCUCCUACAGGCGCACUUUUGGAAGCCCACACCCCAUCACCCUGUCCUCCUUCACCCCCGUGUCCUCUCGGGUUCCUAUCUCUGGAGGCCGCUACAUGCGUUCGGCCUCACCUGUUGUGGCAUCCCGCUCUUCCACCUACCACCAACAGCGUUCCCGCCCCCAGCCCCCUCGCCUCUCCUACGACAAGGUGGACUUCACCUUGGCUGAAGCCGUCAACCAGGAGUUCCUCGCCACCCGCAGCAACGAGAAGGCUGAGCUGCAGGACCUCAACGACCGCUUCGCCAGCUACAUUGAGAAGGUGCGGUACCUGGAGCAGCAGAACGGUGCGCUGCUGCAGGAGCUGAACCAGUACAAGGGCCAAUACCAGCAAGGCCAGCCCAACCGGGCCUCUGAGCUCUUCCAGGAGGAGCUGAGGGAGCUGAGGAACCAGAUGGAUGCAAUCGGCAAAGAGCGGGACCAGUACCAGCUGGAGCGGGACAACCUGGCUGAUGACCUGGCUCUUCUCAAGCAGAGGUUGGAUGAAGAAGCUCAGAAGAGGGCGGACGCUGAAAAUAACCUGGUGGCCUUUCGCAAGGAUGUGGACGAUGCUACGUUGUCCCGUUUGGAGCUGGAGAGGAAGAUUGAAUCUUUAAUGGAUGAGAUUGAAUUCCUCAAGAAACUCCAUGAUGAAGAAAUCCAGGACGUACAAGUGUGUGUCCAGACCCAGCAGCUGAAACUGGAGGUGGACAGCACCUCCAGGCCGGACCUCACUGGUGCUCUGAGGGACAUCAGGGCUCAGUACGAGACCAUUGCCUUGAAGAACAUGCAGGAAUCGGAGGACUGGUACAAGUCCAAGUUCACUGACUUGACUGAUUCUGCCAAGCGCAACACCGACGCCCUGCGGCAAGCCAAGCAGGACGCCAACGAGUCCAGGAGGCAGAUUCAGUCUCUCAACUGUGAAAUUGAUGCACUGAAGAACACCAAUGAAGCUCUGCUGAGGCAGAUGCGUGAAAUGGAGGACCAGUUUGGCAACGAGCUGGCCAACUAUCAGGACAACGUAGGCAGACUUGAGGACGAGAUUCGUCACCUGAAGGAGGAGAUGGCUCGCCACCUUCGGGAGUACCAGGACCUCCUCAAUGUCAAGAUGGCUCUGGACAUUGAGAUUGCCACGUACCGUAAACUGCUGGAGGGGGAGGAGAGCAGGAUUGCUGUUCCCAUCUUUAAUGUUGGCAUGAGUAACCACCUUGGUGAGAGAGACUAUGAAAAAACUCCGGACCCUCAGAGCAAGAAAACCGUGGUAAUAAAGACGGUGGAGACCAGAGAUGGAGAAGUUGUGAAGGAGUCCAGGAAGGAGAGUGACCCGAGUAAAACCACCAAGGACGAAUAGACAAAAACUGUGAAGUUAGAUAAUGUGCCAUGAUAGGAUAAAAUAAAAUAAAAACAAUUAUGGCACAUCUAGUCUUAUUCCAUUAGUAAUGUGUGUCAUUAUCUAGCAAUGUGUCCCUCAGCA